Hyla sarda is the source of this 2939-nucleotide messenger RNA. It is a transcript of the gene GNG12, whose product is annotated as G protein subunit gamma 12. Gene Ontology annotation, cellular component: heterotrimeric G-protein complex. Lineage: Eukaryota; Metazoa; Chordata; Amphibia; Anura; Hylidae. Bases 301 to 519 code for a protein of 72 amino acids. The transcript has 4 exons. Gene Ontology annotation, molecular function: G-protein beta-subunit binding. The record is from RefSeq and is a predicted model, not a curated record. Gene Ontology annotation, biological process: G protein-coupled receptor signaling pathway.
CCGCCCCGCUUGCAGACCGCGCCCCCAGGGGAGGAGCCGAGACGCGGUGGGCGUGGCCCCCAACAGGAGGCUCCUUCUGACGUCACGAUCCUUCCCAGCAUUCCCGUGCAUUCACUGCCUUAGCAACCGCGGAGUGAGACCGAGGCGCGGCCGGGUGAGAGGUCAGCGGAGAGACACCGAGCCAGGCAGCGGGCGGCGGCUCGGAGUCACCGGGAGGAGCUCAGGCUGAGAUUUCCAGGAAGACGACAAAGGCUUUUACACGGGUCCGAGCAGCUGUCGCCCUCCUCGACUUCACCAAAGAUGUCUACCAAAACCACCAGCACAAAUAACAUAGCACAAGCGCGGAGAACCGUCCAGCAACUGAAAGUGGAGGCGUCCAUAGAAAGAAUAAAGGUUUCCAAAGCAUCAGCCGAUCUCAUGCGCUACUGCGACGAACACGCCAAGAACGACCCUUUACUCAUGGGCAUUCCCACUUCGGAAAACCCCUUCAAGGAUAAAAAGCCUUGCAUCAUAUUGUAGUACCCGUAGCGAACAUCUCCGCCGUCUCUCUCCUCACUUUACAACGCCAAGCAGAUCCUUACUCAGAUGAUACAAAGGGUUUUCUGGUUUCCACGUGGAAAAAAAAAAAAAAAGUGACAUUUUUUUUUAUUUUCUUUAAUCUAUACCAAUGAUUAUUUUUUUUUCCUCGAUUUUUUUAUUUAUUUUAUUUUACUUUUUCCCCCCCUUUUUUUUAAAUUUCAUAUUCAUGGGAUUGGGGAAGUCUUUCUAUUUCUGUUGUAUUUCAUAAUUAUUAUAAUUUUUUUUUAUGUGCAGAGUCUACUCAUCUAGUCUUAGUAUUGCUAGAAGAAAUCCUAUCGAGACCAAAGUUGCCUCCAUUUUCUGCACAGACUAGGAUGCGAAUGGCAAAGUGCAACUGGCCCAUGCCCAAAUCUAUUUUCUUGUUCUAAACCAAAAAAAAUAAGAAAAAAAUUAUUUAAAAAAAAUAAGGCAUUUUCCAUGACUCAAAGGCAUUGCCAGCAUAGACCAAAUGGCCAUUUUGCAGAAUCUGUUAAACCGGGGGCACUUUGUGUCAUAGGUUGUGAAUUACUUGGGCUGCCUAUGCUUUGUGCCGGCACUGGAGGUACUUUAGGGCACCAACGACUCUUAACUCUGGUGCCACUUCAGAUUUAGAAGUUGUCCAUUCUUUGACCAUUCAGCGUUCAGUUGACCCAUUUAUAAGGUGGUGGGGGGCAGUAUUUAGGGUAAUUUUUGGGGUCCCUUGGUUGUAUUUGGCACUUUUGCCCAGUAUUGGUUAUUAGCUGGUUCUAGCGUCACGCAAAAGAAGUUGGGGGGGGCAGAGACCUCUUUGGAAAGUCCAUACAGGUGCUGAGCCAUGGGGGGCCCCAACCACAACCUGUUUGCUUUAUCUAACAAUAGUCAUGUAGAAUGAGGGACCAUUUUAUUUGGUUUGUUUGUUUUUUCACCAAAGAAAUUGCUCAAUUUGCAUUACUGUUCAUAUGCUUGCACACUUUAGUGCCCACCGUUGGGAAGGAUCUUACGCCUGGAAGCCUUGACUUGCAGAUUUGCAUUACGGACCUAUCGCAAUGCCCAGAAAUGGGCACAAUGUAAGAUUGUUGCAGCAUCCGUUACAGAUCCCUAAGGCCCAGGCCAUAACUUAAUGCCAGCAGGCCGCCACCCAGCAGGCCGCCCCGGAGCUGGACAAUCCCACCAGGCUCCAUGUGAAUGAAUAGUCUGGAAUAUUGUGCGCCAGCUCCACCAGAGUCACUACAUAGCCUGGGCCAAACAUUCGUCUAAGUCACCAGUCUUUAAUCUUGGUCCCGCCAUGGGGGUCAACGUCACCCAAGAUGUCUCCAUCCUUCUCAUACUUGAUGGUUCUUGUUUCAUCUUCAGUGUUUUUGAAGCCAAGUAUUGAAACCAUUAAGCCAAAGGACCAUUUUGCACUCUAUUCCCCUGCAGAUCGUGUUGCAUUCGUGUUUUUUCAGAACCUCGACCCCCCUCCCCCCUUCUCUGAUAACCUAAGACUCCAUAAAAUCAGCCAAGAAAUUUGUGCCGAAAAUUGCAUUUUGGCAACGUAUAUAUAUUUUUAUUUGUCUCUCCCAUAUUUCCCAAUACUGUUAUAGCUGGUGCUUCGACAUAAUGCCAUAAACUGUAGAAACUCCUUACGUAGCGACAAGACUUCAGUAUAUACUCAGUAUAUUUUUAUUAGAAUGUCUCCUUCUUUGUGUGUAUUUUUAAUUCGUGACCAAGGUGAAGUAUUUUAUUACGUAGCAAACGGCAGAAGUGUGGGAUCUUUUGUAUGGGACACUACAAUUUAACUUCUUGUUGGGGGGGGGGGGGGGGGGCUGGGUUGUUUCUAUUAAUGUGAGAAUUACUAGUACACUCCUAAUGUGCCAUAGUGAUGAGUGUUGUAUGUGUAUUCAUGGCUUCUCAGAUCGAUGAGGGUUAACGUAUUCUACAUGACGUAUUAGGCAAAUACUGGCCAUGAUGGGUGUUGUAGUCCGGCACCUGCAGCGCUCACUAUUACUCGCACUCUGUGGAUAAAGCGGUGUUACAUGUAUAAUAGACUGUAUUUUAUAAUGGCUGCCAAUGGGAUUUGUCCACCAUCAGGUAUUCUGUAUUAGCCAAGGACUUUCUUCUUACAUACAAGGCAGGGAAAGCCAUUUUGUGGACUGUUUCGUCAUUCGCGGCGGUGACAAUUGAGGCCGAUCAUGGAAGCCAUUUAUGACAUGCCCACUUUGUAUGGCCGCACCGCUUCUAUGCUAAUCCAGGGCUCUGAAUGGCUUCCAUUGGUGUGGAGAGAAGAUAUACUUGUACGAGUGGUUCUUCUGUGAUACUUAUGUAGUGUUAUGGACCAUGGAACUUUAUUAAAUAAUAUACUUUAUACCAAUUACACUGGUGUUUUAAAGGGGUACUCCGGCCCUAAGACAUCUUAUACCCUA